Drosophila hydei is the source of this 1560-nucleotide messenger RNA. RefSeq names its product ribonucleoside-diphosphate reductase subunit M2 (gene RnrS). The transcript is spliced from 3 exons. Bases 197 to 1378 code for a protein of 393 amino acids. Gene Ontology annotation, biological process: deoxyribonucleotide biosynthetic process. Gene Ontology annotation, molecular function: ribonucleoside-diphosphate reductase activity, thioredoxin disulfide as acceptor. Gene Ontology annotation, cellular component: cytosol. NCBI's taxonomy places the organism in Eukaryota, Metazoa, Arthropoda, Insecta, Diptera, Drosophilidae. The record is from RefSeq and is a predicted model, not a curated record.
AUUGGAGUGAAGGCGGGAAAGGAAAACUGUACGCGAGAAAUGCGCGCGCUGCUUAUAAAGAAAAAGUGCAUUUAGGGUUGAAUUCAUUAACUUGUGAACCAUUGAACGAUAUACAACUGCGUACUACAGUACUUGGUUAACAACUAUUUUAACUCGUUUUUAUUUCAAGAUUUAGUGAAAAAAAAAAUAAAAGACCAUGUCUCAAUCUCAAGUAGCCGGCAAAGAAAACAUUACGGACAACAUGGAAAAAUUCUCGCUAAAGAGCCCCAGCAAGAAAAUUCUGACGGAGAACGCCAGCAACGUUCGCAAAAUGUCGAUCACCCCGGAAGAUACAGCCAAAGAUCAAGUCAACAGCAAUGGCAAGACUGAACAGACCAUAAUGGAUAAGGUUGCUUCACCAUUUGAUCCUACGCUGGAGCCGCUGCUCAGAGAGAAUCCUCGUCGCUUUGUUAUCUUUCCCAUACAAUAUCAUGAUAUUUGGCAGAUGUACAAGAAGGCGGAGGCCUCUUUCUGGACUGUAGAGGAGGUGGAUCUAUCCAAGGAUAUGAGCGAUUGGGAACGUUUAACUGAUAAUGAACGUCAUUUCAUCUCCCAUGUGCUUGCCUUCUUUGCAGCCUCCGAUGGCAUUGUGAAUGAAAACCUUGUUGAGCGCUUUAGCCAAGAGGUGCAAAUCACUGAAGCUCGUUGUUUCUAUGGCUUUCAAAUAGCCAUGGAGAAUGUGCACUCGGAGAUGUACAGCGUGCUGAUAGAUACAUAUAUAAGGGAUCCACAGCAACGCGACUAUCUGUUCAAUGCAAUUGAAACAAUGCCCGCUGUCAAGCGAAAGGCCGAUUGGGCGCUCUCUUGGAUAUCAUCGAAGGCGGCGAAUUUUGGCGAGCGAAUCAUUGCGUUUGCUGCCGUGGAGGGAAUUUUCUUUAGCGGCAGCUUUGCCUCGAUCUUUUGGCUGAAGAAGCGUGGACUGAUGCCCGGUUUGACCUUCUCCAAUGAGUUGAUCUCACGUGACGAGGGCUUGCAUUGUGAUUUUGCGGUAAUGAUGUUCCGGCAUUUGGUGCAACGUCCUAAGCGGGAGCGCAUAAUUGAGAUCAUCACGGAUGCUGUGAAGAUUGAACAAGAAUUCCUCACAGAUGCUCUGCCCGUCAAUUUAAUUGGCAUGAAUUGUGCAUUAAUGUCCGAAUAUAUUGAGUUUGUGGCCGAUCGUCUGCUGGUGGAACUCGGUGUUGGCAAACUCUACAACACAAAGAAUCCAUUUACCUUUAUGGAGAUGAUCUCGCUGGAUGGAAAAACGAAUUUCUUCGAGAAGAAAGUGGGGGAGUAUCAGCGUAUGGGUGUCACAUCGAAUCGUUUAGACAAUGUCUUUACACUUGAUGCGGAUUUCUAAAAUUAAAUCUCGCAAUCCUCACAGCUGCAGGUUCCGGGUGUUAUUUUUAUUCACUAUAUAUUUUAAUCAUUAACUAUUUUUCCUAGUAUCUAAGACUACAUUUAUGUGGACACAUAACUUAGCUAAUCAUUAUUGUCAUUCCUUUUCCAAAAAAAAAAAAAUCAAACCAUUGAAUUACCUGA